AUGCGAAAGAUGCCAUCGUCUGAAGAAGGAUUGCGCAAGGCAAACUCCUUCGAUGAAGGUUCUCGAGUUGCACAAUUAGAAGAAAAAAUUGAUGGCAUCGUCUCACUUCUCCAACAACAAAAGAGCGUCAAUUCCCAAGACACGACGUCGGGAAACUCUCCGCUUGUCACUAAUGAGGAUAUCCUCCCAAGACCACCACCACCACUCACAGAACCAGAACCUCCAAGUACAGUUACUUAUGGAAAUCAUCCUCAUCCCCAUCCUCCGCCCAAACCCCUCGAACAAAGUAAACGACAAUCCGUCUACGAAAAAAGUACCAAUGCGUGUCUCCUCGCCCACAUCAACUCAAAUCUCGAGCCCAGCGAUAUGGAAAUCGAAAGGUUAGUGAAACUAUACGAAACAGAAAUGACAGCCAAAUUCCCAUUCGUGAUCAUUGAGACAGGAGAGUUGACGAGGAAGGAAUGGGUGCUGGAAAACCCUGUACUGGGAAAGGCGGUUUUGAUGGCGGCUAGUUAUUUUAAUUUGCCAAGACAGACGGUUUAUGAAACAGAGUUGGUGAGGGAUUUAACGGAUAGGAUUAUGGUGAAGAGGGAGAGGACUUUGGAGUUGUUGCAGACGAUUUUGGUGUUUUGUGGGUGGUAUCAUUAUCAUUGUCUAGGGCAUCCCAACCUGAACAAUCUUCUUGGCUUAGCAAUCGGGCUCGCCGGCGACUUGGGGCUGAACAAACCACCAUCCUCAGAUAAAUUCAAAUAUCCAUUCGGUCACAGUAGAGCCACGGCUGGAGAUUUUUCAAGGAGAAGUAUGGAGCAAAAAAGAGCCUUGGCUGGAUUGUUUUAUCUGACUUCCUUGGUUGCAACUGGCUUUCAACGCAUAGAUGCUAUGAGGUACUCAGUACAUCUUGAUGAAUGUAUUCGUGUUAUAGAGGGGAACCCAGAACAUUCUACUGAUUUGUUACUGGUUGAGUUGGUUAAAGUAACAAAUCUAAGUGAAAGAAUUGGUCAAACGGUUUCGCUUAUCCAAAACGAGAGUGAAAUUCUGGUUCCUACGGCAUUGAGGUUGGGUUCGUUUCAAGCGGAACUUGAUACGUUGAAGCAGGGAAUUCCUGGUGCAUGGAAAGAUGAUGUAAUUCUCCAACUCCACCACCACCUAUCCGCAAUCCGUCUCUACGAAGUCUCUUUAGCCAAUAACUGGACCCCCAAAAUCACAACAAAAUCACCUCAAUCAACCUCAACAACCCAAGCAAUUCCACCACCUCUGCAUUCCUCCCACGUCCAAUCUCUAUUCACCUGUCUCCACCACACACGUUCCUUCCUCACCCUUAUCCUCUCUCUCCCCCCCACCACCUACCUCAGUCAACCCAUCACCCCCUGGUUCCUCCUCGCCUUUACCCUCAUGAUCCUCGCCCGUCUCUCCUUCUACCAAAACCCGCUUCUCCCCACCUGGAACCUCGAUUUCGUCCGUGAAAUCUGCGAUCUCUCAUUAAUUCUCGAAGAACUCGCUGAUCGGAACGAGAAUGCGAAAUUUGUAGAUAUCAAUCUCAUAACUCGAGAAGAAGGAGAAUGGGAACCCAAUGUGAGGGUAGAUGGGGAAGGGAAAAGAGUGGUAGAGGGCUGGACCGAUUGUUUCGAUAAAUUUGCGCGGAAAAUUAAAUUGGUGAAGUGUUGGUAUGAUCAGAGAGUUGCGGGGUACCGGGGUACUGCUACUGCAUCGGUAUCGAUGCCAUUAGGGGGCUGGCUUAGAGCUGAUAAUACCACGAUGGAGAGUGGAAAUGGAGGUAUUAAUGAAGAUAUUACUCAAGAGGGAACACAGACACAAUCUGCUGCGGUGUUAGAUGCAAUAGUAACUCCACAGGUAAACUCAGAUGGAACACCCAUCUUGAGUGAAAUAGACACGAAUCCUUGGAAUGGAUUUGAUGAUCAGAAUUUCUGGAUGGAUUUAGAUGGGGAGUGGGAUAUUGAGGGAUUGGAAGCUAUGAGUGGGGUUUUUUAG
Sclerotinia sclerotiorum 1980 UF-70 is the source of this 1989-nucleotide messenger RNA. RefSeq lists its product with no specific name. NCBI's taxonomy places the organism in Eukaryota, Fungi, Ascomycota, Leotiomycetes, Helotiales, Sclerotiniaceae. Gene Ontology annotation, biological process: regulation of DNA-templated transcription. Bases 1 to 1989 code for a protein of 662 amino acids. The record is from RefSeq and is a predicted model, not a curated record. Gene Ontology annotation, cellular component: nucleus. Gene Ontology annotation, molecular function: transcription cis-regulatory region binding; DNA-binding transcription factor activity, RNA polymerase II-specific. The transcript has 6 exons.